AUGGGGCCUCGAAGUGUGUUGGUGACGAUCCCAGCGUCCAACUAUUGCGAGAAGGCGAGAUGGGGAUUGCGGCUGGCCAAGAUCGAAUUUGUUGAAGAGAUGCAUGCUCCUCUGUUCCACUAUCUGUCCACGAAACCCAAGGGUGGGCGGAGUGUGCCGUUGUUGGUGACGUCGGAGUCCACGACCUUGAAAGACAGCAACGCCAUCCUGUCCCUAUGCGGCACUGCGUUGCCGUCGUUGUAUCCCCACCCAGUCGUGAAGGAGAAGGAACUUCACUUUGACAACCAUUUCGGCCCGGCCGCACGUCGGUUCGGCUACGGCCUGAUGUUCUCUCUCGGCCCUUCCGUGGCCAAACGCAUCAUCGUGGACCCAUUACAAGGCACCGCCGAAGCUUACGCGGCGUCGGCAUUAUUUCCAUUGCUCAAGUCCGCUCUCAUCAAGUCGCUCAACAUCACGGACAAGGGCAUCGAACGAUCUUGGGCCAAAAUUCAGACCACAUUUGACGAAGUCAAUGCAAUCUUGGGCGACAAGCCACUUGGAACUCAGUUCGUGGCGGGAGACUCGUUCACGGCAGCGGACAUUUCGUUUUGUUCCCAUGCGUCGUUACUGUUGUCACCUCCUCAGAAUCCCUUCCUCGCGCCAUAUUUGAACGUCUCCGAUGCUCCCCCGAUGUACCAAGCUCGCUACCACGAACUCGCGGCGUCCAAAGCUGGUCAGUUUGUCCUUUGGUGUUAUGCAAACCACUAUCCUCCGAUGCACCCCAACAACCAACCAGCGAAACUCUGACCAGUAAAAGAUAUGCGCCAAUUCUGCUUGCUCCAUAAGCCAGUUCAAUUGAACAAUAAAGCGGAUGAAUUGCCAUACAAC
This is a messenger RNA of Aphanomyces astaci, 867 nucleotides long. RefSeq lists its product as hypothetical. The coding region runs from base 1 to 786 and encodes 261 amino acids. The transcript has a single exon. Lineage: Eukaryota; Oomycota; Saprolegniomycetes; Saprolegniales; Verrucalvaceae. The record is from RefSeq and is a predicted model, not a curated record.